Messenger RNA from Glarea lozoyensis ATCC 20868, 2343 nucleotides. Its product is annotated as CYTH-like phosphatase. Lineage: Eukaryota; Fungi; Ascomycota; Leotiomycetes; Helotiales; Helotiaceae. The coding region runs from base 1 to 2343 and encodes 780 amino acids. Gene Ontology annotation, biological process: 7-methylguanosine mRNA capping; polynucleotide 5' dephosphorylation. Gene Ontology annotation, cellular component: mRNA capping enzyme complex. The transcript is spliced from 3 exons. The record is from RefSeq and is a predicted model, not a curated record. Gene Ontology annotation, molecular function: polynucleotide 5'-phosphatase activity.
AUGGACCUUCGUUCCAUCAUAAACACCGAAGCUGGGGAAAACUCCAUUCCCAAACAAGCAGCUCCAGUCACGCCAAUUCAAGCGCCUCCACAUCACGGCUUUCGAGAGUACAGCCAUUCAUCACAGCCGUCGCCGGGCAAAUACCCUUCGCAGGACUAUACUUCUCAGACGCCAGGCCCGUAUGCCUCACCCUCGACUUAUCAAUCUGCGACUCCUUAUCCAGGACGACCUCCUCCUCCUCCUCCUAUUCAAGCCCCUCCGCAGAAUGACCUACGCUCUCCCGUGAGAUCCUACUCUGCCCAGUCACCGUAUCAGCGUACACCUUCGACCUCGACCUCGUCCCAAUAUCCAUUUCCACAUACCCAGACUCCUCAAAGCCCAGCGCAACAUCAGCAGUAUCCACCUUCCUUCCCAACUCGAGACAGCUAUCCGCAGGCCAACCCUCCGCCUCACCAUUCACAGCAAAAUUCUUUGAGCCACCAAAACUCUGCACAUAAUCUGGUGUCGCCGACCCCCCAGACACCUCCAAUUGGGAUCCCUGGAGCUCCACAUCCAUAUCUCCAGCAUCAAAGAUCUCAAUCUUCCAUCUCAGCUUCCACCCCGACGCCCACAUCUGCCCAGAGUCAACAGCCGUACUACCCUCAAUAUCCACAAGAUAGCCCUGUAUCUGCUGGGCCAGGACCGCAAUUUGCUACAUCACAGAUUCCUCAGCAUCACCGGCAACAAUCUCAACCAGGCACUCCGCUGGGCCCACCUCUUACACAAAGACCAUCUUCCGGAACAUUUCCGCAACCAAGUAGUCCAUAUCAACAACGAGGUAUCUCCACCGGGCCAUUUUCUCACUUUCAACAAACCUCUCCAGCACCUUCGGCUUCUGCCACUCUUCCCCGACACCCUAGUACACCAAGCGCAUACGAUUCUCAAAGAACCUCAUUGAGUGAACAAAGGAGAUCGCGAAGUGAAAGAGAGCGAACUUUGAGUGUUAGCCCAAAGACUCGGGUUCCUAGUACGCCACGCGCAGAGCUUCCAAUCUCUCAGCCAGAAAACGGGUACCCAUACUCGACAAAGAGAAAAAUGGAUGAUCGUGAUUUGAGAGUUGAGGAUCAUGCUGUGCAACCACCAGAAAGUAAAAGAGUCAUGAAUGGCGAACACAAGAUUAUCCACUCUGCAUCUAGCUCUCCAAAGGCGCCAGCGAAGAAGCGAAUUCGUUAUACAGAAAUUCCUAUUUGGGCGCAAAGUGUUCGAAGUAAGGCUGCAUUAGAGAUUGGGCAAAGAGCGAAGUUGAAUGGGAAACAAGCAGAGACAAUUCCUGCUCAAGGUCCUGCCCAAGCGUCCGUAAUUGCACAUUCUGAGACGAAUGGUAGUCACAAUAGCUCUCCGAUGAUUUCAAGAGCCGGAAUUCAGGACUUACCGCCAGAUCCAAGUAUUUUACUUGGUCCGCAUGAAAUGAGUUUGCUGAAGGAUCCUCCAACGAAAGGCAUGACGAAGGCGGUAGCCGAUUUCUUCUACUCAGAGGUAGUUUCUCGAAACGAUUUUGGAGAACUUUCCAGUCGUGGGGUAGAAAUUGAAAUCGAGGCCAAAUUGGGCCACCUUAUUGACAGGGCCACCAAUCAUCGAUACCAGCUGCCUAUACUCUCAGAAUGCGUUCUUGCACCAAAUCCAAAUAUUGCCUUUAAGAGUUCGAUGACAUUGCCACAACAUUCUGGUUUGAACAGAUUUCUGAAUGUUCAAGUGGAAGCUACACAUCCGAGUAAGCCAAAGAAUAGACCUAGGGUACCAAUAAACUAUCUCCAUCGCCGGGAAACAGAUCGAUUUUACACCCUGCCAGCAUCGAUGCACAGCAUUCUCCCAGCUGCGGUUCGCGAACAGAUUAAGCGGGAUGUUAGUGUUCGUGUAACGACCGACCAAAAGACGGGCCAAAUAAUCGCACGUAUCAUCAAGACUCGAAUAGCGGAUCUGGAUAUAUACUGUCCACAACUACCGCUAGAUUGUCGCAUCAGUAUAAACUUCGAAAUGAAAUUUGAUGGCGACAUCGACGAGAUCAUAAGGAAUGCACCGGCGGGAGAAAAGCGGCCAGAACGUCAGAAAGAUCGUUUGAGUUAUACCCAAGGUUUAUACCAAUUCGAUCUCACGCAGGUUACGUCGGAGAUCACUGCUCCAAAUGGUACGAUACGUAUUGAAAGGGAACAUGAGUUGGAAAUCGAAGUCUCGACUGCCGCUAUCAGACAACAGGGUCAGAGGGCUGCGAAUGGAGAACCCCAUGAGUAUCCGAGUCUGGUAGAGGGUCUGUUAAAUAAUGUUUGUCUCCUUUCGAAAUGUGCGGGGGAGCAACCACCGCAAUGA